This is a messenger RNA of Amaranthus tricolor (Joseph's coat), 561 nucleotides long. RefSeq names its product 40S ribosomal protein S30. Gene Ontology annotation, cellular component: ribosome; cytosolic small ribosomal subunit. Bases 230 to 418 code for a protein of 62 amino acids. The record is from RefSeq and is a predicted model, not a curated record. The transcript is spliced from 3 exons. Gene Ontology annotation, molecular function: structural constituent of ribosome. Gene Ontology annotation, biological process: translation. Lineage: Eukaryota; Viridiplantae; Streptophyta; Magnoliopsida; Caryophyllales; Amaranthaceae.
CUUUUUAUCCUAGGCUACGGGCGAUGGUAAAACUUGAUUUAAUCUAAUUGUUACAUGUUUUACUUAAAAAAAAAAAAGUAAAUAAAUAAAACCUAAUAUAUUUUCACCCUGUCUUUUAAACUCGCACAUCUAUCAUAUCCAAAAACCUAACACCUAUACCGGCGCAUCCAAGGAGGAAAAGGAGUGAGAAACCCUAGAAGCAAGCAGCAGUCGAGAAGCAAGAACAGCCAUGGGUAAGGUUCAUGGAUCAUUGGCUCGUGCCGGAAAGGUGAGAGGGCAAACCCCAAAAGUUGCCAAGCAAGACAAGAAGAAGAAGCCCCGUGGUCGUGCUCACAAGCGUAUGCAAUACAAUCGCCGUUUCGUUACUGCUGUUGUAGGAUUCGGGAAGAAGAGAGGGCCAAACUCAUCAGAGAAGUAAGAUACAAUGUUAUUUCCAGGAUAUCCAUGUAGAACCUCUUAUUUAAUAUCUGUUUAGUAAUGAAUGAACCUUGUCUAGAUUUUGGUACCAUGAUAUGAACAAUUGUUUGAUUCUAAAUUUGAAGUUUUGGUUCUUACCUUCAA